AUGCAUAUGGAACUUUUAUGUGAGAAAGUCACCACUUCAGUGACUAGCAUAAGUUGCUUUAAAUCUAAAGCUCAACAUUGGUAUUGUAUAAGUACAAGUUACACUCCAUAUAAUGCUCAACAUUGGCAUCGUAUUGUAUUACAUGAUGGACAUCCACAACCUGAACCACAUUUACAAAUAGUUGAACAACAGUUUCCACCUUUCUUUGGAGCUGAUGAAGCUAAUGAAGCACCAGUAUUUGGAGCUGGAGUUGAUUUAGAUGAACAACAUGAAUUUGAUGAUUGA
This is a messenger RNA of Lodderomyces jiufengensis, 285 nucleotides long. RefSeq lists its product as uncharacterized. The transcript has 2 exons. The record is from RefSeq and is a predicted model, not a curated record. Bases 1 to 285 code for a protein of 94 amino acids. Lineage: Eukaryota; Fungi; Ascomycota; Pichiomycetes; Serinales; Debaryomycetaceae.